Molecule: messenger RNA, 1904 nt
Organism: Nothobranchius furzeri (turquoise killifish)
Lineage: Eukaryota; Metazoa; Chordata; Actinopteri; Cyprinodontiformes; Nothobranchiidae
Product: 5-hydroxytryptamine receptor 3A
Biological process (GO): nervous system process; monoatomic ion transmembrane transport; regulation of membrane potential
Cellular component (GO): neuron projection; plasma membrane; synapse
Molecular function (GO): acetylcholine-gated monoatomic cation-selective channel activity; transmembrane signaling receptor activity
Source: RefSeq, a predicted model, not a curated record
ACAUUUAGAAUCCCUUUGCCCAACCCUUUUUCAGCUAACCAUGUCAUCAUCAUCAUCACCACAAAAGACUUGUCAACAGCUUCAGUCAGCACUGAGAGGACACGGACACAUAUGUGUUAAAGAGAAAAGGUGCUGUAGUCAUGAUACCUGUUGGCUUCUUCCUGCUGCUCUUCAUCUCAGGUGAAGUUUCUUCUGAGGAAAUCUGCAGUUAUCAGGAUGUUUUGAACCAUCUAAAUCUGACCAGAAGCAAUGAGCUCUACUCCAUGAGUCGUCCAGUUAAAAACUACAAAAAUCCCACUCAGGUUUCCCUGGAAGUUCUCCUUUAUGCCAUCCUAGAUGUGGUUGAGAAGGACCAGAAGUUCAUUCCUUAUGUUUGGACUGUUGUAAGGUGGAAUAAUGAGUAUAUUUCCUGGGAUCCAAAUAACUUUUGUGGCAUUGAUAAUAUUUCCAUUCCUACUGAAGUUUUGUGGCAACCAGACCUCACUAUUGAGGAAAUGACAGAGAAGGACAAAGCUCCCCCGAGUCCUUAUCUCACCCUCAACAACAAAGGAGACGUAGAAGUCCAGAACGAUCAGGUGUUAGUCAGCACCUGUAGGAUGCACACUUACAGAUUUCCCUUUGACAUUCAGAGCUGCAGCCUCACCUUCAAAUCUGUCAUACACACUGUCAAGGACAUCAGGCUGCAGCCCAGUGAUAACUCUUCAGAGGCCACGGAGUGGUCUCGUGAGCUGAUGCGGACGCAGUAUGAGUGGUUAUUCAUACACAUGACGGUCACUGCCAGCAACGCCAGUGAUUUAACAGAACAAGAUGUUGUUAUUUACACGAUCACCAUGAAAAGGAGAUCUGUGCUGUACAUCGUUAACUUCCUGCUGCCUGUCCUCUUCUUCUUGAGUCUGGAUUUGGCCUCCUUCAUGAUCUCUGAUAGCUCCGGAGAAAAACUCAGCUUCAAAGUCACCGUUCUGCUCGCCAUUACUGUGUUACAGCUCAUUCUCAACGAAAUUCUACCAUCUUCCUCUAAUAGGGUGCCACUCAUCGCGGUCUACUGCAUAGGUAUUUUUGCUAUGAUGAUGCUCAGCCUCCUGGAGACCAUUCUGGUGAUGUAUCUGUUAGAGAAAAACUCCCAAGAAUGUGAGACGGACACAAACCAUUGUGUGGUUCAAGAAUCAAAUAAAACAAGGAAAAGGAGGUUUCACUGCUGCCAGAAAGAAGUUCAUGAAUGGGCUCAGGGUGGCUUAAUCUACAACAUGUCAGCUGGGGAAACUCCAUCUGAGAUGCUGCAUGCUCCUAAAGAGGACAACAUCAAACAUAUGGAUGAGUAUUGCACCUUGGAGCAGAUUUCAGAAGACCUGAGGCUGAUGGAGAAAACCAUGGCACGUCUCAUCAAGGACAAAACAGAAGAUAAUGUUGGGUAUUGGUCCAGAGUGGCCAAAAGAGUCGACAGAGUUUUCUUUUUUCUCUACAUCACAAUGGUUGGUCUGUUCUUGCUAGGAAUGUUCUUUGAGUGGAACACAGCUGAAACAGAUUCAUAUCUGGAUAGUUCAUUUUAACGAAACUGUAUUUAUAUUACACCAAAGAUCACAGGAGAACUCAUCUCAACCAGCUUUGCAGGAAAAAGUUAAAGCCAUAUUCACUUGAAGGAAUUUAAAUGUUUUCUUUCCAAAUGACGUCACUAUGGUAUAUGUCACAUUUAAAAAUGUCCAUCACUAAUCUUGUCCCUAGAAAUAUAAAUAUGUUUGCUGCUGCUGUGUUUACUUAACAAGUGAAAGGUACCAAAAUCUUGUAAUUUGAAAAAAAAAAAAACAUUUUAAAUAAAUUCAGCAUGGAUAUUAAAGUUAAACUAAUAUGCAUGGCAGUGUGUAUAACACUAAAUAAUGAAUGUGAAUAAAAGGUCUGACAUUGUUGCA